Messenger RNA from Coregonus clupeaformis (lake whitefish), 1315 nucleotides. RefSeq names its product ADP-ribosylation factor 1 (gene arf1). The coding region runs from base 141 to 683 and encodes 180 amino acids. Lineage: Eukaryota; Metazoa; Chordata; Actinopteri; Salmoniformes; Salmonidae. Gene Ontology annotation, biological process: intracellular protein transport; vesicle-mediated transport. The transcript is spliced from 5 exons. Gene Ontology annotation, cellular component: cytoplasm; plasma membrane. Gene Ontology annotation, molecular function: GTP binding; GTPase activity. The record is from RefSeq and is a predicted model, not a curated record.
CGGCUGUUUCACGGAAGUAAUUCUGGAAGCUCUGACGUGGCCAAAUAAUAAUCGCCAUCUUGAGGAAGGAAACGCCUUGAAGAGGAAAGAAUUGAAAACAACUUUUUCCUUCUGCCAAAGUUGAAUCCCUCAUCUUCACUAUGGGGAAUUUAUUUGCAAGCCUCUUUAAAGCAUUUGGCAAGAAAGAGAUGAGGAUCCUCAUGGUGGGUCUCGAUGCUGCUGGUAAAACAACAAUCCUGUACAAGUUAAAACUUGGGGAAAUUGUAACUACCAUUCCAACUAUAGGUUUUAAUGUCGAGACAGUCGAGUACAAGAACAUAAGUUUUACAGUGUGGGAUGUAGGCGGCCAAGACAAAAUUCGACCGUUGUGGCGUCAUUACUUCCAGAACACACAGGGUCUCAUCUUCGUUGUGGACAGCAAUGACAGAGAGCGAGUGAACGAAGCCCGUGAGGAACUGAUGAGAAUGUUGGCAGAGGACGAACUACGAGAGGCAGUCUUAUUAGUAUUCGCUAACAAACAGGACCUCCCAAAUGCUAUGAAUGCGGCCGAAAUCACAGACAAGCUGGGACUGCACUCCCUCCGCCAUAGAAACUGGUACAUCCAGGCCACCUGUGCCACCAGCGGAGACGGUCUCUAUGAAGGACUGGAUUGGUUGUCUAAUCAGUUAAAAAACCAGAAAUAGGCCUAAUCAUCAUCCACUGUCCUCCUCAACUCACAUAUACCUUAUUCACACUAUCCUGCCGACCCAAACCGUACAGUGGCUCGGAUGAUUUCCUUCCACAUUGUCAUUUCCAGCAAGGUUCUAGCAACUGUGGUAGAUGAGUAACCAGGCCGAUGCAGUACGGCUCAGUUUGGCUCGGCUUAGUAGUGUGAAAAGGGUAACACUAUCUUCUCUCUAUCCUUGCUUUGUACUCUUCUGAUGUUGCAAAUUGAGCUACAUUUGUCAAAACGUACCUACUCGAAUGAUGCCCUCAUUUCUCAUCUCUAGUUACAAGAAUACACCAUACGGGCCAGGGGGGGGAUAAUAACCCAAUCUUGGAAAACUGUCAGGGUUUCUUAUUUAAUGUAAAUAGUCUAGUUUUUUGGGGUUAUGAGGCAGCUUAUUGCACACUUACAAAAAUCAACCUGGGUUAUUUCCUUUUCUUGGCCCUUGGGCAGACAUACUCGUGUGUAGUAAAUGGAAAAGGGAGGCAAAAAAAAUCAUUCAACCAGCUAUCAUGGGACCCCAUGUCUCAACCCUACAUUUAAUGACUUCUUUACGUUAUACGUCAGCUGGUAAUUUGUACUGUAAGGAGCGUUUCAUUUUUUUUUGGG